Triticum aestivum (bread wheat) is the source of this 2182-nucleotide messenger RNA. RefSeq lists its product as uncharacterized. Lineage: Eukaryota; Viridiplantae; Streptophyta; Magnoliopsida; Poales; Poaceae. The record is from RefSeq and is a predicted model, not a curated record. The transcript has 4 exons. The coding region runs from base 239 to 565 and encodes 108 amino acids.
UUUGCUUCCUUCAGAUCGUGUUUGUUCUCCGAGUUGCACCUCGCUUACCUUGGUGUUCUUCCUUUUCUGUGCUACAUGUGCAACUGAGAUCCUCUCUGUGCUAUCUCCUGCGCCAGCCGGCGCACCAUUCUGCCGUCUGCAUUGAGGUUCAUCUUCCUUCCGUUUGCGUGCAUGCAAUGUGUUCGGUAGAAUGCCUCUGUGGUGACCUGACUAUGUUUCUUCUCAGAUUGUUCGUCUGAUGUUCCACUUCGUUUGCUCGCCACUAUCCUGGUUGUGGUUCUUAAUACUAGUUUAUUUUGCAGGUUUGAAGAGUUGCUCUGUUUCUGCAUCUGCACCUGCAACUUGCUACUGCCGCUCAAGAAUACAUGCCAAGUUUUCUCUGGAUGAAGAAUACUCCAACAAAAACCAAUCUGAAGACCAGCUGCCUAAGGAGGAAGUGCCAGGCAUGGAAGAGGCCUUUAGCCACUUCUCAUCAGAUUACACUGAGUACGAGAAUUCACAGCCCCGUUGUGAGGUUGGCGAUUGUAUAAUAGAAAACAACCGAUGCUUUAGUUAUCUGUUGUAGAUAGUUUUUCUAUGCCUAUUCCUCUCAGUAAGAUGCGUAAUUUAAGCUUCGUAGGCUUAUUAUGAAAACAAUUUCUUAAUGUCAUGAAGUUUUAAGCAGGCAAAAAGAUAUGCCUAUACUGACACCACUCAGCAACACAAAAUUUGGACCAUGAAAACCUAUGCUAGCAUCGUCAUCUAAAAAGAAUAUACCAAGUGCUUGCAUAAUUUAAGGAAGGGGCAAUAAUAUAUUUCUUUAGUGAUUUCUAUACUUAAGCUUUGUAAACCAAUGCCCUCUUUGCUUUCAGAGAAACCACCUCUUGCAUUGUUUCAAUGUUAGAUGUAUAUUCGUAUGCGACUCUUGCACACCAAAGUCUUUUUAUUUGAUACAGGCACAAUACUUUUGUUUAUACAUUGCAUUUAGGAUUCAAUUCAUACUUGUGAUAAUUAUCAGUUCAUACUUGUGAUAAUUAGAAGCUACCAGGUAGUAAAUGUUGUGGUCUACACCGUCGAUGCAUAGCUUAUGCUUAUACAAGUAACCAUAUACAAACUUACCUUCAUUAGCAUCUUGCGCGUAAAGUUGUCCAGGAUAAAUUAGUUAUCUUAGUUUCUGAUCAUCCAGCUGUUGCCAUAACAAAAAAUAAUAUGGUGUUAGUUUUACUUAGAUUAUUCAAAGUACAUUUUCCCCUCUAAAAGCUUUUACCUGCCGAAAUAUGAUUCAUGCCCUUGCGCCUGAUGACAUCCGUUUAAAAUCACAUGCCACACCACCAAUGAUCAAAAUCCCUUACAGGAUGAUGUUGGAUGUUCUUUUAGAGUCUUUAGAGCUUCCAAUAGCUGAGUAGCGAAGCAAAGCAUGUGAUGGUUGUAGAGUGUGUAUUACUGUUUUUUUCAUAUGCCCACAUCAUAUGUUGAAGAUCAUGGCAGUCGUAUGGCUAUUGCUGGGGUGCAGUGUACCGAUCAUGCAAUGUCAGAAGACACAGCUACCAUGAAAGCAAUUGGAUACAUAAAAUGCAUGGUUAAGACUGAACUAAGAGACUACAAUUACAGCAACAUGAAGAGACUGGAUGAGGAAAAUCAGUCUCUAAAGCAUGAGUUGGUUGUAGCUAAUUAUAACAAGCAGAAAACAAAGGCAAAGACCAAAUCCGUCAAGAACAAAUUAAAGGAAAAUGCUAUGGGCUGGUUCGUUCUUACAAGAUACAUGCAUGGAUUAUCUGAUAAUAUAUGCAAUGUAAUAGCGCUCACCAGAUCGUCUGGGAAAGAACCCAUGGAUCAGCUUAUGAAUGAACCUCUUAACAACAUUGAGCAGAUAGCAGAAAGGCUCAAGCGCAGGGUGCUCAAAUCAGAGAAGCAUCUAAAAAGCAUCAGGAGAGGUUUCUAGAGUUGUAUUCUACAAGAAUGCAUCCUAAACCAGACCUUUUAGAAUUGUAGUCUAUUUCGCCCCUUUUGUUUAACCGCAUAGGUUAACCGUAAUGUAUAAUUAUAUUUCUCUUUAGACCAAGCGCAGAGUAAGACUUGCCAAGACUAUGUGUGUUUGAGCUAAUGAUAAUCCUGUCAAGACUCUUUGUUGCUUGCACCAUUUAUGUCUCUGUGGCUUUUUAUUUUAUUUUGAGUGGCAUUUAUGUCUCUAGCUGGCAUAGCC